ACACCCUUCCAUCCACCCCCAGUACCCUCAUCCUUACGCGUCUCCACUUUUCCCCACUCACACUUUCCCAAAACUCCAACCACCCAGAAAUGAAAUCUGCAGAAGAAGAACCCUCCACAGACGCCCAGCACCGCCAAAUCCAAGCCUUCCUGGCCGAGCUCCCGCCGGAGGUAAUCAUCAACAUCCUCUCACGCCUCCACGUCGGCCGCCUCCUCUGUUUCAGGUCCGUCGCCAGACCAUGGCGGUCCCUAAUCGACAGCUCCUACUUCAAAAACCUCCACCUCCUUCAUUCCACCGAGACCAAAUCCAAUCUCACUCUUAUCCUCCGUAAGGACUCCGACCUCUACUGCGUCGAUUUCGAUUCGCUAAACGAUGCCGUCGAGCUCAAUCACCCGCUCAUGUGUUACAGCAACCGAAUUAGGGUUCUGGGGUCCUGCAACGGGCUGCUGUGCAUCUGCAACGUGGCGGAGGACAUCGCGUUGUGGAGCCCUUGGAUUAAAAAGUACAGGAUUCUGCCGUCUUUGCCGUCGGAUCGAAAGAGGGACAAAGGCAUGUGCUUGUGUGGUGCUAGGGUUUACGGGCUGGGAUACGACGCCGUUCAUGACGACUAUAAAUUGGUCAGGAUUUCGCAGUUUAUCGGAUGGGACUAUGCGUCGUUUGAGAGUGAGGUGAAAGUUUAUAGUCUGAGAAUGAAUGCGUGGAGAAAGGUGGAUGACAUGCCGUAUGUGCUGUGUUACACGCGAAAAAUGGGGAUUCUUGUGAGUGGAUCUGUGCAUUGGGUGGUGACGCGGAGUCAUGAAGUGGAUCAACCCGCAACCGAGUUGGUUAUUGGAUUUGAUGUAGAGAAGGAGAGAUUUGGGGAGGUGCCGAUGCCGGAGAUGGACCGGAAGUGUCAGAUUGAUGUGGGGUAUUUGGAAGGGUGUCUUUGCAUUAUAGCCAAGUAUGAAGAUAUGGGUGUUGAUGUUUGGACUAUCAAACAGUAUGGGGUUAAGGAGACUUGGUGUAAAUUGUUUACUGUGAAACAGGCUCAAGGGGUUAGAAGGCCUAAGAGUAUUAAGCCUCUGGUUUAUUCAAAGAAUCGUCGACAAGUUUUGCUGGAACAAAACCAUGAAGAUCUUGUUUGGUUUGACUUGGAAAGUCAGAUGGUCAAUAAAAUUAAGAUUCGCGGUUUGCCAGAUUUAUUUGAGGCUAUAGUCUGUGCGGAAACCCUUGUUCCGGUUGAUCCUAGUAAACGAGAAGACAAGGAAAAAGAGGGAAAAAAGAAUAAGAAGAGGGAUGAUUUCCUAGCAGAAGGCUUCAAAUUGGUGCUUUAGGCAACACACAACAGAAACAUGAUGAGAAUAAUGUGUGGAUAAGAUCAGAAAAGGUACCUUGAGCUGUUUAGCUGCAAUAUUGUGUAUCUUCUGUCACAUUUUGUCUCAGGGCUGAAGAUGAAGAUCCGGAUCGUACUUGCGUGAGCUAAAAUGACUAGAGCAUAAUACCUCACUAGACUUAGAACUGGUAGACUAAUCACAAGCAAAUGUGCACCUGAUCUGAUCACAAGCAUACCAGGUGCACAUUUCUUCCACAUAUAUCGAACCAAGAAUAAAGAGAGGCACAUUCUGUAAGAUAACUUGACUGGUAGUGUCUCUCCAUUUUCAGAUACAGUUUCUGGUGUAGAAUCUUAUAGAAUACAUUCGGAAUGUAAUGAUGUGCUCUAUUUUGAACUUUUGUAUACACGAGCUUCAAACCUUCUGAUUAUACAGUUAUUACAGUUAUAGCUUCUGCUGAUGAA
Messenger RNA from Rosa chinensis, 1774 nucleotides. Its product is annotated as F-box protein CPR1. The transcript is spliced from 2 exons. The coding region runs from base 90 to 1313 and encodes 407 amino acids. NCBI's taxonomy places the organism in Eukaryota, Viridiplantae, Streptophyta, Magnoliopsida, Rosales, Rosaceae. The record is from RefSeq and is a predicted model, not a curated record. Gene Ontology annotation, molecular function: protein binding.